AUGGGUAGAGGUAGUCUACGAAAAGUCACCUAUGAUCAACUUCGUCGAGCUCCUCAGCUUACUGGUAUCAUUCAUGACAUGGUAUCAGAUCAUGUUAUGGCAUCAGAGCCUCUGUGUACCACGGCGAAUAUGACCGCGCAGAACACAGCAACACACCUCUCAUUACUACUCUGCGAGACCCUCCGAGAACUCUGCGAGACUCUCCGAGAAAUCUGCGAGACCCUCCGAGAACUCUCGAGACCCUCCGAGAACUCUGCGAGACCCUCCGAAACUCUCGAGACUCUCCGAGAAAUCUGCGAGACCCUCCGAGAACUCUGCGAGACCCUCCGAGAACUCUGCGAGACCCUCCGAGAAAUCUGCGAGACCCUCCGAGAACUCUGCGAGACCCUUCGAGAACUCUGCGAGACCCUCCGAGAACUCUGCGAGACCCUCCGAGAACUCUGCGAGACUCUCCGAGAACUCUUCCACACCCUCCGAGAACUCUACGUGAAUAUUCAAGAAACUACGAAAUAA
Molecule: messenger RNA, 513 nt
Organism: Leptosia nina
Lineage: Eukaryota; Metazoa; Arthropoda; Insecta; Lepidoptera; Pieridae
Source: the annotation of a GenBank genome assembly